AGCGGAGGGGUCCUUCGCUCCUUCCUUCCCUCGCUCCUCCUGACAUGCCAACCCAGCAGUCGGCGGCGUAGCAGCUGCGCGGAAGAUUCCGGCUUUUGUUUGUUUUUUCCUUUGAGUUCAUUCUGAAGCCCCAGAAUGGAAUUUGAGCUCAUGGAGAAUGAUAUUCUGGAGUCACUUGAAGAUCUAGGUUACAAAGGCCCAUUGUUAGAAGAUGGAGCUCUGACACAAGCAGCUUCUGGUGGAGCUAGUUCCCCGGAAUAUACCAAACUCUGUGCUUGGCUAGUGUCAGAGUUAAGGUUGUUUUGCAAGCUAGAAGAAAAUGUACAAGCAACUAACAGUCCGAGUGAAGCAGAUGAGUUCCAGCUUGAAAUGAGUGGAUUACUGAGUGAAAUGAACUGCCCGUAUACAACACUAACUUCAGGAGACGUCACCAAGCGCCUUCUUAAUCAGAAAAACUGCCUCCUAGUGCUCACAUACCUCAUCUCAGAAUUGGAAGCUGCCAGAAUGCUGUGUGUGAAUGCACCUCCGAAAAAAGCCCAGGAAGGUAGUGGCAGUGAAGUCUUUCAGGAACUAAAAGGCAUAUGUAUUGCUUUAGGCAUGUCCAAACCUCCAGCCAACAUAACUAUGUUCCAGUUUUUUAGUGGAAUAGAAAAAAAGUUAAAAGAAACAUUAGCAAAGGUUCCUCCAAAUCAUGUAGGAAAACCUUUAUUGUCAAAACCACUUGGUCCAGUUCACUGGGAAAAGAUUGAAGGUAUUAAUCAAGCCAUAGCCAAUGAGUAUGAAGUCCGGAGGAAAUUAUUAGUGAAACGUCUGGAUGUAACUGUUCAGUCUUUUGGUUGGUCAGAUCGAGCAAAGAGUCAGACAGAGAAAUUGGCUAAAAUCUAUCAGCCAAAACGUGCCACCUUAUCUACUAAAUGUGCUAUAUCUGUUGCUCAUCUCUUGGCUGCUAGACAAGACUUGUCAAAAAUUAUGAGAACUAGCAGUGGGUCUAUCAGAGAAAAGACUGCAUGUGCCAUUAAUAAGGUGUUAAUGGGCCGAGUGCCUGAUAGAGGUGGUAGACCCAAUGAAAUUGAGCCACCGCCUCCUGAGAUGCCACCAUGGCAAAAAAGGCAAGAUGGCCCUCAGCAGCAAAGCAGAGGUGGAAGAGGCGGAUAUGAGUCAUCAUAUGGAGGCCGUGGCGGUUAUGAACAAGGUGGUUAUGACAGAGGAGGUCGAGGAGGAUAUGACCAAGGAGGCUAUGACAGAGGAAGCCGUGGAGGAUAUGACUCAUCAUAUGGAAGUCGAGGUGGCCAUGAACAUGGGGGCCAUGAACGAGGAGGACGAGGACGUGGUGGUUAUGACCAUGGAGGCAGAGGGGGAGGAAGAGGAGGCAAACCUCAAGGAGGCUGGACUGAUGGUGGCUAUCAAGAUGCCAACUAUAGAGAUAGUAACUAUAGAGAUACAGGCUUUCAAACUGGCGGUUACCAUGGUGGUGGCAGCACUGGCUACCAAGGAAGUGGAGGCUAUGGUGGUUACCAGUCUUCAUAUUCAGGAAGUGGAUAUCAAGGUGGUGGUGGAAGCUACCAGCAAGACAACAGAUACCAAGAUGGGCACUCCGGUGAUCGAGGUGGAGGUCGUGGAGGAGGGCGAGGUGGCCGUGGAGGUCGUGGUGGCCGUGGUGGGCAAGGAGGUGGCUGGGGAGGAAGAGGUGCACAAAACUUUAAUCAAGGGGGGCAGUUUGAGCAGCAUUUCCAACAUGGAGGUUAUCAGUACAAUCAGUCUGGAUUUGGACAAGGAAGACACUUCACAAGCUGAGGCUACAAAACUUCAUUUUUAUAGAGCUCAUGUAAUAGACGUCUGUUCAUCUCUCUCUCUUUUUUUCUUUUUAAAUUAGUACCAGACCAUAUAUGGCAGGCUGUUUUGGGAGGAUUAUCUUUGCUUUUGAGUAUGAAAAAAUACAGAUAAGUCUGGCACUGCCUAAAAUCUUUUCUUCUCAAGGACUCUCAGAACUUUAAAGCAGCAGGUGUGGUUCUGUGUGCUAAAAGAAUCUGGAGCCUUGGAGUACAUCUCUUCACACCUACAAUAUGAAAAAUACUAGGCCUUGUCAUUUUUACAUGGACUCGUUGUUUGUUUUAAAAAUCUUAUGCAGUUCAAGGCAGUCUGAAUAUUGCUUUUCAUUUUCUUAGGCAACAAGCUGGCAUCAGAUCUGUAUUGUAAAGCUGCAUAUAAGUCUGCAUAAGUCAUUCUGACAUCAGUUUAAUUUAUGCAUUUGCAACUGCACUAAACUGCAGCCUUCUUCAGUAGUCCUGUGUCUAUUAUAUGAGCUCUAUUGCUGACAACUUGUUCACUAGCCUUAUUUCUCACUAAUCAGAAACACUUUCACAUGUCUACACCAGAGACCCCCGACCAUUGCCAUCCAUGCAAAGGUCAUAUAUCAAACCAAGCUAAGUUACAAACAGAUAGUAUAUGUAGCCCUAUGCUUCAGCAUAAUUCAGACUUACUUUCACCUAGGAUUUCUCCCCUGAUCAGCCUAACUUGAAGUUAGCUAGAAGUAAUGGCAAUCUGAAACUUGUUUUAUGCACGAGUUAAUACCACUGAUCAGAAAAUGCAGAAAGAUUUCAUUUGACAUUUGAUUUAAUGCCCUUCAGCUGAGUUAGUUACAUUUUUCUUUACUGAAAAGUCGCAGCAAUGCGCCUUGCUGGUUUUUGUGUGUCUGCGUGCGUGCGUGUGUGCGUGUGUGUACAGAAACAUUGUCAAGCUGUGAAAGAAAAUGGCUGAAAGUUUGCUAUUGUAUAAAAGGUGAGCAAUAAAAGCAUCUGUUCUCCUA
This is a messenger RNA of Sceloporus undulatus (fence lizard), 2806 nucleotides long. RefSeq names its product family with sequence similarity 98 member A (gene TSLIG3A). NCBI's taxonomy places the organism in Eukaryota, Metazoa, Chordata, Lepidosauria, Squamata, Phrynosomatidae. The transcript has 9 exons. The record is from RefSeq and is a predicted model, not a curated record. Gene Ontology annotation, cellular component: tRNA-splicing ligase complex. The coding region runs from base 136 to 1794 and encodes 552 amino acids.